UUCUAUACUAAACGUCAUUGUCAAAUUUGUCUUUUUAAUGACGUUUUGAUGAUUAAAAGAGUGUAAUUCGUUUAAUUAGUAUAAAUAAUUAAAUAUUAUAUACUUAAUAUUUAUAUGCUUUAUAGUAUAAUAUGUGUAAGCUAUGUAUAAGAUUUGAUAAAUAAAUUAAUACUUAUAAUUAAGUUGCACAUUACAAUUGAAAGUAGUAUUUCAAUACUAAAAAAUGUUCAAGAAAUUUAAAGAUAAAUUAGCUGAGGAAGUUAAGUCAUCUCCUCAAAGGAUACAACAAUUUGCACAAGCUGCGCAGGCUGCAGUUACAUCUGCUUCAAGUAGCAUAUCUGACAUAACAAAUAAUGAUUUGUUUUCCAUAGGUGAUAAUGAUACCAUGAGUAAAACCAAGGUGUCAACAUACAAUCAACCUAAUAACUAUCAAGAAGUGCCUCUUGUGCAGCCGGGAAACAGUCAGCAAAAUAUUGAAUCAGAUUUUCAAUUUAAGCAAGAGAUGCAUCAGGAAAAUCAGAGGCAAAGACGACUUUCCAACAGCUCAUUUGCUAGCGAUAUAUCAUUCCGAUUGCCGAGCUAUGAGAGUCCAUCGAUGUAUCAUUUGCAGUCAGAUAUGGAGGUAUCAGCCAGUGAAGCUGAAGAGAAAGGUUUUUCUGGUGGUACAGUUAACCUAGACAGAGUUACUAAAGAACAGUUGUAUGCAGCAUACCGCCGUACGCAAGAUCGUUGUACUAAAUACAAAACUCAGUAUGCAGAUCUUGCUCGUCAUUACAAACUUUUGGAAAGGGAAAAUGCAAAAGCAAGGAAUGUCUUAGUAGAGACGCAAGAUAAAGCCUUAAGAAGAGUAUCUGAAUUAAGGGAACAAUGUUCAUUAGAACAGGGUGCUAAAGCACACCUUGAAAAAGCGUUGCGUUUAGAAAUUGAGGAGAAAAAUAUAAAAAUUGAAACACUUAAUACAAAAUUAAGUCUUCUACAAAAUAGUAAUAUGGUGGAGAGUGUUGAUUUAACUGAAAAUAAACUACAAAUUACAAAUAACAAAAAUGAUAAUGAUGCACCUUUAAUUAAUUUAGUUACUGAUGAUUUAAAUAAUGACCAAAAACCCAGCGAAGAAACUGGAAUAGCAGAAACAACAGCCUUAAAUAAUAAAAUUGAAAAAUUGGAACAAUUGUUAAAUAAGUAUAAGGAAUCACUUAAAUCUACUAAAGAAAAGAAUGCGCAAUUGACUACAGAAUUGCAAAUAAUUUCUUCUGAUCUUGAAAAUAAAGUUAAAGAAAAUGAACAGCUUAAAGCUGCGACUCUAUCAUUAACGGAAGCGAGGCAAAGAAUUCAUGAACUGAACGAAAGUAUCGAAGAAUUACAAAAUAAAAAUAAUGCUAUUGAAUUUUUAAAAAAUAAAGAAAUGUCUAUUAUCGAAAUAAAUUUAAAAAAUGCACAAGAAGAAAUUGAAAAGUUACACGAAAAAAUCGAAAUAUUAAGUAAAAGAGAAGAGGAGUAUGCUAUAUCAUUAGCUGAAAAUAAACUAAGUAUUCAUAAAGAAUUAGAAAGUAAGGAAACUGAAAUAAAAUCAUUAAAAGAUAGCUUAGCAAGUAGUGAUAAUGAAAUUCAGUCACUUAAUAUAAUAAUAAAUGAUUAUAAAAACAAUAUAAGUCAAUUGGAAGAUGAGCGUUCUAAGUUAAGAAAUGAAAUUAAUGAACUAAAUGUUGAUAAAACUAAAGUUGGAGAGUUAAAAACUGAGUUAGAUGCUCUUGCACAAAAAUAUCAAUACCUUGAACAAACUAAGAAUAAGGCUGAUGAAGAGUACAAUUGCUUACAACUACAAAUGAAGCAAGAAACAGCUGAAAAAUUGGCAAUGAUUGAUAGAAAUGUCUAUUUAGAAAAUAGAAAUACACAGUUACUUGAAGAAAAUACGAAGAAAAGUACACAAAUCAGCAAUUUAGAAAACGAUUUACAAAUGCUAAAAACAGAAGUCAAUUUGUCAAACAGCCAAGAAUUACAAGAUGAUAAGAAACAAACAGAAGAAAUAAAUAUGUGGAAGUUAAAAUGUAGUAACUUAGAAUCUGAGAUUCAGGAGGAAAGGGUGGAACUUGUAAAAUUACAAACAGAAAUUGAAAAACUUUUAUUAAACCAUGAGUCUAUUCAAACACUUAACGAACAGCUGAACAUCACUGUAGAUGAAUUAAAAUCAGAAAUAACGUCAUUAAAAGAUAAGGUAGUUCAAGGAGAACAGGUAAAGAAAUCUUGUGAAGAGUUGAGAACUAAUGUUAUUACCUUACAAAAACAUUUAAAUAAAACUUUGAAAGAAACAAAAUCAUUUAAACAAGUUAUGAAUGAAACACAUAAAAUCAUUAACGAAAAUAUGAUUGUAUUAAAUAACACAGCAAGAAAUGAAAUUAAUCAGUGUGAAAGGUUAUGUGAAGAUUUACGUCUUUCUAAUGUCUCUUUACAAAUAAAUGUUCAAAAUAUAACCGAUCAAUACAAAACUCUAAACAAUGAUUAUAAUCAAUUGCAAAAAGAGAACGAUAGAUUAAAAUCGAAAUUAGAGAAAGUGCAAUCUGAAAACAGUGCACACUUACAAAAGAUUCUAGAUUUACAAAGUCAAAGUGAAGAUUAUCAAAAGGAAUUGAAUAAUUACGUGAAUGAUUCCAAAAAAUUGAAUGAUGAACUUAAAAAUUAUAGCAUGGAAAAAAAUACAGUUGAUGAAAAACUUCAUGUUUUGAAAAAAGAAAACGAAGAACUUCUAAGUUUAUUAAAAGAAAAUGAAAAUGUGAAAGAAAUAUCUAGAAAUGAAUUUGAAGAUGUAUCUCACAAGUAUGAUGAACUCCUUAAAAAAUUCAACACAUUAACAGCAGAACACAAUGAAUUAUCAACACUUAAAGAAGACUACCAAAAACAAACAAAUAUCAUCCUUAACUUAGAAAAACGAAUUGAUGAUCUAAAUCAAGAAAACACAUCACUCAAGAAUUUAUCUGAAACUAUUUCCAAGAAUGUAACUGAUAUUGAGUCAGAAUUGAAAGAAGUUCGCAAAUCUCAUACUCAAAUAGAAAUUGAAAAAGACCAUUUAAACUCCGUGAUAUCUGAACUUGAAGAAAAUAUAAAAAAGGAGAAACAUGCAAAAAAUACACAAACAGAUAAUUUUAAUGAACAAGAACAAAUUCUUAACGAGAGCAAAGACAUCAUUGAACAAUUCCAAAAAGAUGUAGAACUCCUAAAGAACACUAAUAACAAAAUAUCUGAAGAACUUAAACAUAACAAAUCAGAAAUUAAGAAGUUGGAGGAUAUUAAAAUAAAACAUGAUGAAUGUGUUAUUGAGGUUGAUGCGCUAAAAGAUGAGAAUAAACGAUUGCAAUCUGAUAUUGAAGGCCUCCAAUCUUAUAUGACUAAAGUUUCUAAAGAAAAUAGUCAACUCAAUGAUAAAUUACGGGAAGUCAUUGCGACCAAUGAUAGUUUUCCCGACAAAAAUGAUAUGUUUAUUCGUGAUAUAGAAAGUCUUCAAAAUGAAAUUCAACAUGGAAAAGAUAAAAUAGAUGAUUUGGUUAGAGAAAACUCAUUAUUGGCAGAAGAGAAUCUUGAAUUAAAAGACCAAAUAAAAUUACAGUCAUAUCCUAAAACAAGCAUAGUUACAGAAAACAAUUGUAUAAAUAAUGAUGACAUUGUUCAUAAGUAUAAUAAUUUGACAGAAACAAAAAAUAGAUUAGAAAAGAAAUUAUUUGAUUUAGAACAAAUGAAUCAAUCAGUGACUGAGAACAUGAAUCAUAUGCAAAACAAUAAUGAAAAAUUAAGAUUAUCUAAUGAAAAAUUAGAAAGGAGACUCGAUGAAGCACUUGUUAGUUUAAGACAUUUGCAUGCACUUCAGGAAAAUACUGAAUUAGAAUAUUUGAAGAAUAUUCUAUAUGAAUAUCUUACUGGUUCUGGCACACAUUCCGUAACUCUAGCAAAAGUAUUAUCAGCAGUAGUCAAAUUUGAUGAUAAACAAACAGAGAUGGUACUACAAAAGGAAAAAGAAAGACAAGGCCUUCUGCAUCAACUUGGCAUUAUUUGAUAAAUAAUUCCAUUAAUAUAUAAAGGUAAAUUAAUCAUAUUAUUUAUUUUUUAGUUAAACACAUUUUUAAUAUUUUGUACAGAGAUAAAUUAAGUUAAACAUUGUGUAAAGUAAAAAUGCAAUAAUGAUGCCAUUUUGUACAAUUUGUUCUAUUUAAAGCAGAUUUUAUAUACCUGGUUAAUAAUUAGGUGUGAAAAUGUAAUCACAAUAAUUAUAUUAAUAAAAAUACUAAAAAUUUUAUCUAUAUAAUUAUUUCGAAAAUUUGGAAUUGUUAAUAAAAAACCUUUAUUAAAAACA
Molecule: messenger RNA, 4339 nt
Organism: Vanessa atalanta (red admiral)
Lineage: Eukaryota; Metazoa; Arthropoda; Insecta; Lepidoptera; Nymphalidae
Product: golgin subfamily A member 4-like
Exons: 8
Coding region: 224-4042 (1272 amino acids)
Biological process (GO): Golgi vesicle transport
Cellular component (GO): Golgi apparatus
Molecular function (GO): small GTPase binding
Source: RefSeq, a predicted model, not a curated record